Hemiscyllium ocellatum (epaulette shark) is the source of this 10182-nucleotide messenger RNA. RefSeq lists its product as uncharacterized. The record is from RefSeq and is a predicted model, not a curated record. The coding region runs from base 280 to 10182 and encodes 3300 amino acids. Lineage: Eukaryota; Metazoa; Chordata; Chondrichthyes; Orectolobiformes; Hemiscylliidae. Gene Ontology annotation, biological process: L-arabinose metabolic process. Gene Ontology annotation, molecular function: alpha-L-arabinofuranosidase activity. The transcript has 8 exons.
AAUUAUGCAGAGACUCACUGCAAACAGCUACUGAGUGAUGUGUUUUCUCCUUGUCGUCAAAAGAUUAAUGUCGAACAAUAUUAUAAGUCCUGCAAGUCAACAACUUCCAAAUGCUACAAAGGAGAAGACCAACAGUGCUUCUGCGAUGCUAUUGCUGCAUAUAGCCAAGCAUGUUGUCGACAAGGAAUUAUCAUCCACUGGAGGAAUGCAGACAACUGUCCAUCUCAUUGUGAAUAUUAUAACAGAGUACAUGGAAGCGACCCACAUUUCAUCAACAACAUGAACGGUCUGACCAUUUCCAUAGAUUUUGUCAACAAAAGACUGUUACUUGAAAAGUACAACAAUACAAGAGUACUCCAGAUGAGCUUUUUGUUCACCCCAGCCCUCUACAAGGCUAUUUCCAGUUCAGAUAAAUAUAUGUCACUGGAAUCUGUGAAAUAUCCUAACUACUUUGUCCGUUACUUUGACAAUGGAACUGUUACUUUGGAGAAAUGGCAGAUGGGUGAUCUGUUUCGAAAGCAAGCUUCAUUUCUUGUCCAUAAGAAUAGGUGGUUUGCCAAAUACAGUGCAUUUGAAUCAUAUACCUCGCGACAAGAAUUCCUCUUUGCCAAUCCAAAUGGAAUUAUAUCAAUGGAAAAAUAUGAUGUCAGAAAAAGGAUGGCCAUGAGUUUCAAGACCACAGAGUGUGACUUUGCAAUACCGGAGUACACCUUAUGUGAAUGGGUGUAUAGGCCAUGUGAAAGUCCCUGUUUAAAGACCUGCCAGGAUCCACUUGGAAGUAAAUGCACUCUAUCGGUAAAGAUUGAAGGUUGCUUCCCACAUUGUGCAGAAGACAAAGUGCUUGAUGAAACAACAUACAGAUGUGUCCGUUUGGAUGAAUGUACCUCACCAGCAACAGGACAUUCAGGGCUUCCAGGAGUUCCUCUGAUGGAAUUUAUACCACCAUUAACCAAUACUGAAACCAAAAUUCUUGAUACCAUCACUGAUAAUACCAGUAUGCUCACUUCUGAAACAAUGGGCAUCAAUCAUACAACCAAUUCUGAAAUAAUACUCCAGCAAACAAAUACAGCUACACAUGAAAUUAAAGCCACAUCUAAUGAUACUAUGAAUCCUAAAACUAUGACCAUCCAGACUGAUAGAACUACUAAUAAGUCCGGACUCAGUGACAUCAACACAAUGGUUCGGGAAACAUUUAGCAUCCAAUUCAACACAGCUGAGACAUUAGAUACCCACAAUUAUACAAUUGCUCUUAAGACAAUGGACACUAACCCCAGUACAGCUGCUCCUGAAACCCUGUCCACCCAGACCAAUUUAAACGUACCUGAAAGUGUGUACACACAAUACAAUUCAAUCACUGCUGAAGUUUGGGGUAACCUCACAAAUUCAAGUACUCAUGAGGCUGGGGAUAACAACAUCAAAAAAUUGGUUCAUGAUACAUUUAACAUCCAAUUAAAUGCAACAUUUCCUGAAACAAUGGUCACACACAACAAUGCAAACAAUCUGAAAAAAAUAAAUAUGAACACCAGUACAACUGCUGCUGAGAAAAUAAGCACCAACAGCAAUAAAUUUGCUCUUGAAACUAAGUCCAGGCCAAUCAAUAUACUUGAUUCUGAAACUAUGGUGACCCACAUCAACACAACUGCUCCUGGAACAGUAUCUAUUCAAACCAAUAUAAUUCCUCCUGAAACUACAGCAAUCCAGAUCAAUACAUCUGCUCCUGAAACUAAUUCAAGGCUAACCAAUAUAUCAGCUCCUGAAACUAUGGCAACAUGGGUUAAGACAGCUACUCCUGAAACUACGACCACCCAAAUUAAUACAAGUGCUCUUGUAACUAUGUCCAUUCGCACCCAUACAAUUGCCCCUGCAACUAUAGUGACCCAGAUUAAUACAAUUACUUCUGAAACUAUGACCACCCAGAUUAAUACAACUGUUCCUGAAACUAUGUUUAUGCCAACCAAUACAACCGCUCCUGAAACCAUGUUGACCCAGAUCAAUACAACUGCUCCUGAAACCACAUUGACCCAAAUCAAUACAACUGCUCCUGAAACCACGUUGACCCAGAUCAAUACAACUGCUCCUGAAACCAUGUUGACCCAAAUCAAUACAACUGCUCCUGAAACCACGUUGACCCAGAUCAAUACAACUGCUCCUGAAACCAAGUUGACCCAGAUCAAUACAACUGCUCCUGAAACCAAGUUGACCCAGAUCAAUACAACUGCUCCUGAAACCACGUUGACCCAGAUCAAUACAACUGCUCCUGAAACCACAUUGACUGAAAUCAAUACAACUGCUUCUGAAACCACGUUGACCCAGAUCAAUACAACUGUUCCUGAAACCAUGUUGACCCAGAUCAAUACAACUGCUCCUGAAACCAUGUUGACCCAGAUCAAUACAACUGCUCCUGAAACCACAUUGACCCAAAUCAAUACAACUGCUCCUGAAACCAUGUUGACCCAGAUCAAUACAACUGCUCCUGAAACCAUAUUGAUCCAAAUCAAUACAACUGUUCCUGAAACCAUGUUGACCCAGAUCAAUACAACUGCUCCUGAAACCACAUUGACCCAGAUCAAUAUAACUGCUCCUGAAACCACAUUGACCCUGAUCAAUACAACUGCUCCUGAAACCAUGUUGACCCAGAUCAAUACAACUGCUCCUGAAACCAUGUUUACCCAGAUCAAUACAACUGCUCCUGAAACUAUGUUUACUCAGAUCAAUACAACUGCUCCUGAAACCAUGUUUACUCAGAUCAAUACAACUGCUCCUGAAACCAUGUUUACCCAGAUCAAUACAACUGCUCCUGAAACUAUGUUUACCCAGAUCAAUAUAACUGCUCCUGAAACCAUGCUGACCCAGAUGAAUUCAACUGCUCCUGAAACUAUGGCAACUCACGUGAAAAUAACUGCUCCUGAAACUACAGGCACGCAGAUCAAUACAACUGCUCCUGAAACUAUGGCGUCUCGCGUGAAGAUAACUAUUCCUGAAACUACAGGGACUCAGAUCAAUACAACUGCUCCUGAAACUAUGGCGUCUCGCGUGAAGAUAACUGCUCAUGAAACUACAGGGACGCAGAUCAAUACAACUGCUCCUGAAACUAGGUUCACCCGCACCAAUACAACAGCACUUGAAACUAGGGACACCCGCACCAAAAUAAUUCCUCCUGAAGCGAGGGUCACACAGCUCAACACAACUGCUCCUGAAUCUCAGGUAGUGCAUGCCAAUACAGCUACUGCUGAAAUUAGGAUAACUCACACCAAUACAACUACCCCUGAAUCUACAGUCACUCACAAUGCAACUGCACUUGAAAUGACCAUCACUCAUAGCAAUAUAACUACACCCGAAAUUAUGGUGACCCAAAUCAAUACAACUGCCCCUGAAACUGAGAUCACAUGGUCCAACACGACUGCUCCAGAAUCUAGGGUCACACAUAACAGUACAACUGCUCUAGAAGAUAAGACCACAAUGUUCAAUUCAACUGCUCCUGAAACUACAAUCACAUGGUUCAAUACAACAGCGUCUGAAACUAGGGUCAUACACACUAAUACGACAGCUGCAGAAACUAGGCUCACUUACAACAGUACAACUGUGCCUAAGUCUAGGACCAUGCAAAUGGAAGUAAUCCCUCCUGAAACUAGGGAUAUGCAAGCCAAAACAACAGCUCCUGAAACUAAUACCACACUUACCAAUACAAUUGCUCCUGAAUUUAAAACCACACUUAUCAAUACAACUGUCCCUGAAACUAAGAUCACAUGGUCCAACACAACCACUCUAGAAACUGGGGACACAGACAACAGUACAACUGUGUCUGAAUCUAGGAACAUGCAAGCCAAAAUAAUCCCUCCUGAAACUACAGCUCCACGAGCUAAUACAACUCCUGAAACUAAUGCCACACCUACCAAUACAACUACUCCUGAACCUAAUGCCACACUUACCAAUACAACUGCUCCUGAAACUAACAACACGGGCACCAAUACAAUUGCUCUUGAAUCUAAUGCCAUCCACACCAUUACAAAGGUUCCAGAACCUAAUACCACACAUGUCAAUAUAACAGCCCCUGAAAGCAGGGUUACCAACUCAGCUGCGUCUGAAACUGUAAGCACCAACUCCAAUAGAAUCAGCAUUGAAUUGAACUAUGUCCACUCUGACACCAAUGAUCCUGAAAUGAUGGACACUAUCUCAAAUACAACCAACCUUAAUACUACCAUUUCCAAUACUGGUAAAAGAAAUUCUGAAGUUAUGGGCACCCUCAUCGAUUCAACUGUUCAAGCAAUCAACACCAGCAACAUUAAUGCAGCCAUUUCUGCGAUUAUGUUCAAUGACACAAAUACAACAACUCCAGGAACUAUAAUAAAUGAAACCAAUAUUAACAUAAAAAUAAUGAGGAACAAUGUGACAGAUUCAAAUAUCCUUGAAACUAAAGGGACCAAUGCCGCUGUAGCUGAACCUGAAAAUGCUGGCAACAAUACCAAUCUAACUCUUCCUGAGACAAUAGUCAGGAAAACCAAUACAUUUACUUUUGGGAGUUUGGAAAACAAAAUCAACAUAGAUGUUCCAAUAAUAAUGGACAAUGAUGCCAUUUUGACUACGCUUGAAUCUAGAGAUACAAACUUCAAUGCAUCCUUUUCUGAAUUAAUGGAUAAUGAGUCAGUUUCAAACAUUGCUGGAACUAAUGGCAUAUACAAUGAUACAGCUGCUCCUGAACAUAACAGCAUUUACUCUGAAAUACUGGACAAAGACAAAAGCAGAGGGAAUCGUGGAACUCGGAGCAUCCAAACAAUUGCAACUACUCAAGAGAUUACAGGUAAUGACAAUGACUCAAUCAUUCACGAAAAUAGAAUCAUUGACCAAGCUGUAGAAACCCAAGGAACUCGGGGUAUUGAUUCCAAUACAACCACUCCAGAGUCUGUGGGCACCACUAUAAUUACAGGUGCUGCCAAGACUAUGCCAUCCAGAACCAAUAUAACCAUGUCUGGUAAACAGGGCAAUAGCACGAAUAACGACAUGUCAGCCACUAUUCACACCCAUAGAAACAUAAUUACACCUAAAAUACUGAAUAUCCAAACUAAUAUGAUUAUUCCUGAAAACAUGGUUACAGAUUCCAAACCGACUCCUACAACGAUGACUACCGACUCGAAUACAGUUGCUCCUAUAAACAUGUUCAUCCAAAACAAUACAACCGCUCCCAAAAUCAUGUCCACCCAUACCAAUACAACUGCUCCUGAAAUUGUGCUCACCCACACCAUUGCAACUGCUCAUGAAACCAUGUCCACCCUCAUCGAUACAACUGUCCCUGAGACCAUGUCCCCCCACACCACUGCAACUGAUCCUAAAACUAGGUCCACCCUCAUCAAUACAACUGCUCCUGAAUCCAUGCCCCCUCAUAUCAAAAUAACUGCUCCUGAAAUUGUGUCCACCAAUACCAACACAAUUUCUGCUGAAGUCAUGUCCACCCCCAUCAAUACAACUACUACUGAAACAAUGUCCAUCCACAUCAAUACAACUGGUCCCGAAACCUUGUCCAUCCACACCAAUACAACUGCUACUGAAACCAAGUCCCCCCACACCAAUACAACUGCUCCUGAAACCAUGUCCAUCCACAUCAAUACAAGUGCUCCUGAAACCAUGUCCACCCACACCAACACAACUCCUGAAACCAUGUCCAUCCACACCAAUACAACUGCUCCUGAAACCAUGUCCAUCCACACCAAUACAAGUGUUCCUGAAACCAUGUCCAUCCACACCAAUACAACUGCUCCCGAAACCUUGUCCAUCCACACCAAUACAACUGCUCCUGAAACCAUGUCCAUCCACACCAAUACAACUGCUCCCGAAACCAUGUCCGUCCACACCAAUACAACUGGUCCUGAAACCAUGUCCAUCCACACCAAUACAAGUGUUCCUGAAACCAUGUCCACCCACACCACCACAACUCCUGAAGCCAUGUCCAUCCACAUCAAUACAAUUACUCCUGAAACCAUGUCCAUCCACACCAAUACAACUGCACCUGAAACCAUGUCCACCCACACCAACACAACUCCUGAAACCAUAUCCAUCCACAUCAAUACAAUUACUCCUGAAACCAUGUUCACCCACAGUGAUUCAGCAGAUCCUGCUAUCAGGUCCAUACACACCAAUCUAACUGCAGCUGAAACUACGUACCCCUACAUCAAUACAACUAUACCUGAAACCAUGUCCACUCACAUCGUUUCAACAGCAUCUGAAUUCAGGUCCACAUACACCAGUCUAACUGCUCCUGAAACCAUGUCCACCCAGAACAAUAUAACUGUUCCAGAAACCAUGUCAACCCACAUCAAUGCAAUAGCUCCUGAAAUCAGGUCCAUCUUCACAAAUACAACUAUUCCUGAAACCAUGACCAUCCACACCAACACAACUGCACCUGAAACUUUGUCCCUCCACAUCAAUACAACUGCACCUGAAACCAUGACCCUCUACACCGAUAAAACUGCUCCUGAAAUUGUGUCCCCCGACACUAAUACAACUCUUCCUGAAACCAUGUCCGUCCGCACCAAUACAACUGCUCCUGAGAACACAUCCACCAAGACCAACAAAACAGGUCCUGAGACUAUAUCCACCCACACCAAUACAACUGUCCCUGAAACCAUUUCCAUCCAUGCCAAUACAACUGCUCCUGAAACCAUGUCCAUCCACGCCAAUACAACUGUUCCUGAAACCAUGUUCACACAGACCAAUACAACAGCUCCGAAAAUCAGGUCCAUACACAUCAAUACAAUUGCUCGUGAAACCAUGUCCAUCCACACCAAUACAACUGCUCCUCAGACCAUGUCCACCCACACCAAUAGAACUACUAAAACCAUGUCCAUCCACACCAAUAGAACUGCUCGUGAAACCAUUUUCACCCAGACCAAUACAACAGCUUCUGAAUUCUGGUCCACAAGCACCAAUCAAACUGUUCCUGAAAUCAUGUUCAUCCAGACCAAUACAACUACUCCUGAAACCAUGUCCAACAAUGACAUUAUAACUGUUCAUGAAACCAUGUCCACCCACAUAGAUUCAACAGCUCCUGAAAGCAGAUCCAUCCCCACUAAUACAAAUAUUCCUGAAACCAUGACCAUCCACACCAAUACAACUGCUCCUCAAACUGUGUCCCCUCACAUCAAUAUGACUGCUCCUGAAACCAUGUCCAUCCACAUAAAUACAACUGCUCCUGAAUCCGUGUCUCCCCACGUCAAUACAACUGCUCCUGAGAACACACCCACCCAGACCAAUAAAACAGGUCCUGAAACUAUGUUCUCACACACGAAUACAACUGCUCCUGAAACCAUGUCCACCCAUGCCAAUACAACUGUUCCUGAAGCCAUGUCCAUCCACAUCAAUACAACUGCUCCUGAAACCAUGUCCACCCAUGCCAAUACAACUGUUCCUGAAGCCAUGUCCAUCCACAUCAAUGCAACUGCACCUGAAACCAUGAACAUCCACACCAAUACAACUGCUCCAGAAACCAUGUCCACCCAGAACAAUACAACUGCUUCUCAGACCAUGUCCACCCACACCAAUACAACUGCUCCUCAGACCAUGUCCACCCACAUCAAUACAACUGCUCCUGAAACCAUGUCCACCCACACCAAUACAACUGCUCCAGAAACCAUGUCCACCCAGAACAAUACAACUGCUCCUCAGACCAUGUCCACCCACACCAAUACAACUGCUCCUCAGACCAUGUCCACCCACAUCAAUACAACUGCUCCUGAAAUCAUAUUCACCCAGACCAAUACAACAGCUUCUGAAUUCAGGACCACAUAUACCAAUCAAACUACUCCUGAUACAAUGUCCAACAAUGACAUUAUAACUGUUCGUGAAACCAUGUCCACCCACAUAGAUUCAACAGCUCCUGAAAUCAGAUCCAUCCCUACCAAAACAAAUAUUCCCAAAACCAAGACCAUCCACACCAAUACAACUCCUGAAACCAUGUCCAUCCAGACCAACACAACAGGUCCUGAAACCAUUUCCAUCCACACCAAUACAACUGCUCCUCAAACUGUGUCCCCUCACAUCAAUAUGACUGCUCCUGAAACCAUGUCCAUCCACAUAAAUACAACUGCUCCUGAAACCGUGUCUCCCCACGUCAAUACAACUGCUCCUGAGAACACACUCACCCAGACCAAUAAAACAGGUCCUGAAACUACGUUCUCACACACGAAUACAACUGCUCCUGAAACCAUGUUCACCCAUGCCAAUACAACUGUUCCUGAAACCAUGUCCACCCACAUCAAUGCAACUGCACCUGAAACCAUGUCCAUCCACAGCAAUACAACUGUUCCUGAAACCAUGUCCACUCACAGCAAUGCAACUGUUCCUGAAACCAUGUCCACCCACAUCAAUGCAACUGUUCCUGAAACCAUGACCAUCCACACCAAUACAACUGUUCCUGAAACCAUGUCCAUCCACACCAAUACAACUGCUCCAGAAACCAUGUCCACCCACACCAAUACAACUGCUCCAGAAACCAUGUCCACCCAGAACAAUACAACUGCUCCUCAGACCAUGUCCACCCACACCAAUACAACUGCUCCUCAGACCAUGUCCACCCACAUCAAUACAACUGCUCCUGAAAUCAUAUUCACCCAGACCAAUACAACAGCUUCUGAAUUCAGGACCACAUAUACCAAUCAAACUGCUCCUGAAACCAUGUUCAUCCAGACCAAUACAACUACUCCUGAUACAAUGUCCAACAAUGACAUUAUAACUGUUCGUGAAACCAUGUCCACCCACAUAGAUUCAACAGCUCCUGAAAUCAGAUCCAUCCCUACCAAAACAAAUAUUCCCAAAACCAAGACCAUCCACACCAAUACAACUCCUGAAACCAUGUCCAUCCAGACCAACACAACAGGUCCUGAAACCAUUUCCAUCCACACCAAUACAACUGCUCUUGAGACCAUGGCCAUCCACACCAAUACAACUGCACCUGAAACCAUGUCCACCCACACCAAUACAACUGCUCCUGAGACCAUGUCCAUCCAGACCAACACAACAGGUCCUGAAACCAAUUCCAUUGACACCAAUACAACUGCUCCUGAGAACAUGUCCAUCCACACCAAUACAACUGCACCUGAAACCAUGUCCACCCAAACCAAUACAACUGCUCCUGAGACUAUGUCCAUUCACACCAAUACAACUGCUCCUGAAACCAUUUCCAUCGACACCAAUACAACUGCUCCUGAGAACAUGUCCAUCCACACCAAUAAAACUGCACCUGAAAGCAUGUCCACCCAAACCAAUACAACUGCUCCUGAAACCAUGUCCAUCCACACCAAUACAACUGCUCCUGAAACCAUGUCUAUCCACACCAAUACAACUGCUCCUGAGACCAUGUCCAUCCAGAUCAACACAACAGGUCCUGAAACCAUGUCCACGCAGAACAACACAAUAGAUCCUGAGACCAUGUCCAUCCACACCAAUACAACUGCUCCUGAAACCAUUUCCAUCCACACCAAUACAACUGCUCCUGAGACCAUGUCCAUCCACAUCAAUACAACUGCUCCUGAAACCAUGUCCACUCACACCAAUACUACUGCACCUGAAACCAUGACCACCCAGACCAACACAACAGGUCCUGAAACCAUGUACACCCACACCAAUACAACUGCUCCUGAAACUAUGUCCACCCACACCAAUAGAACUGCUCCUGAAACAAUGUCCAUUUACAUCAAUACAACUGUUCCCGAAACCAUGUCCAUCCACACGAAUAUAACUGCACCUGAGACCAUGACCACCGACACCAGUACAACUGCACCUGAAAUGAUGUCCAUCCAUGCCAAUGCAACUGUUCCUGAAAACAUGUCCACCUACACCAAUACAACUGAUCCUGAGACCAAGUCCAUCCACACCAAUACAACUGUUCCUGAAACCAUGUCCAUCCACACCCAUACAACUGUUCCUGAAACCAUGUCCACCCACACCAAUGCAACUGUUCCUGAGACCAUGUUCGCCCACAUCAAUGCAACUGCUCCUGAAACCAUGUCCGUCCACACCAAUAGAACUGCUCCUGAAACCAUAUUUACCCAGACCAAUACAACAGUUUCUGAAUUCAAGUUCACAUACGCCAAUCAAACUGCUCCUGAAACCAUGUCCACCCAGAACAUUAUAGCAAUGUCGACCCACAUAGAUUCAACAGCUCCUGAAAUCAGAUCCAUCCCACCAAUAUAA